This is a messenger RNA of Pelobates cultripes (western spadefoot toad), 15757 nucleotides long. Lineage: Eukaryota; Metazoa; Chordata; Amphibia; Anura; Pelobatidae. The record is from the annotation of a GenBank genome assembly.
CUAUAGUGAAGUAGUGAUCGAACACUUCCAACUACGCCUUCACUGUAUGCAUAGAUCAGAUGAGUAACUAUGCUUUGUGUCUCUACAGCUGUGGAUCGACGGGUGUGCGGUCCCACCCCAUUCACCCCAGGCUAAAGAAGAGGACUUCUUUGCACAUGUAGAGGUACGGCAAAAUAAUUAACAUUCUGUCUCAGAGGUCGCAGAUUCUCCUGACGCGCAAUUAGUGUUUUCUAUAUUUCAAAUUUUUUUUUUUUUUUUUUUUACAGUCUGCAUACCCUGCUCUACAUCAGGUUUUAUAUGGGGUUUAAACAGAACAAGUGCAGUACAAUUUACCUAGCGUGUCUUAUUGCACACGGAAAGCUUUGUAUUAUCCUAUUCUAUCACUGCUGUAGUUAGGGCAGUAUUUGUGCACUUGGGUGGGUCACUGCGUACAGCGGGGUAAUUCAGGAAGAAUGUCCUACCUGGUGCAACAUGACCUAGUACUGGCUUAGUUCUGUCCUUUUCUGAAAUUACAAGAAAAUGGUAUUUCUGUAUAAAGAGCAGUUUAGGUGAAAGUUGUAAAUAUGAAGAAAUAAAUGGGAAAAAAUAUUUGCUGAUCGGUCUGUUGCAUUUUGUGACGUACAGGUAAAUAACAGAUUUUAAUGAUUUUUGUCGUGUAGCAUGUUAAAACACUCUCGAAACAAAAUAAAUCUGUAUUCAUGUAUAUCGAUUAUGGCAACUGAUAAACUGUGUGCGGUAGAGACUAAACCGAAUAUAUGCAGAACAUUUAAACAAUACACUUGCCAGUAUUUUGUCGAUUUGUCAACUUGCGCUGUGACUUUAAUAAAUACUAUACGGUCCUGACUGCAUAUUAUAAAAGGCUGAAUACCGUGUUAAAUGAAUGUAAUUUUAGAAUAAGUGUGACAAGUAUACUAAUUUCCCAUAUAUUCUUUUAAUCAUUUGAGGUCUUGUAAUAAACGUUUGUUGAAAGCUCUCCUUUCUCCGAGCAGGUUAGUAAUACAGAAUGGUCUACACCACAAACACCGGCGAUCUCUCUAUUAGAGAACCCUCCAGAAAGUGUCUCUGAGACCACUCAAGGUAAAACAUUUCUUCAGCUACUGCCAAUUUAUACCCCUUAUGACAAAUCCUUAAACAGGGACAGAAAUAUCACCUUCCAAACCUUUACUUUGUGUGUAAAAUUCCUCUUCAUUCUAAAUGGGUUGAAUCUUAGCGUUUCUCUACCUGGAUAAAAUGUAAAUGCACAUCCCUGUGUGAUGAACAAUGCAGACUGCAUAUAACAUAAAGUUAAAUAAUCAGAACAGCCCAGGAGAGUGAUGGAAAACUAAAAAUAAUUAUCUGGGUAUCUGCACCAACCCCUCCCACCGCCACGCCCAAAAUCAAUAAUGACUUGCAUGAUAAACUUGAAGGUUUUGAGGGCAAUGCAGAUUAUACUGGUUGCUCCCCAUAAUUAACUCUACAGGAAUAGCUCCUACAGAAUGUUUUCACAUAGCUGCAGGGUUCAGUAUUCAGUCUAUAGAGAGCUGCAGGGUUCAGUGUUCAGUCUAUGGAGAGCUGCAGGGCUCAGCUUUCAGUCUAUGGAGAGCUGCGGGGUUCAGGGUUCAGUCUGUGGAGAGCUGCGGGGUUCAGGGUUCAGUCUGUGGAGAGCUGCAGGGUUCAGUCUGUGGAGAGCUGCAGGGUUCAGGGUUCAGUCUGUGGAGAGCUGCAGGGUUCAGGGUUCAGUCUGUGGAGAGCUGCGGGGUUCAGGGUUCAGUCUGUGGAGAGCUGCAGGGUUCAGUCUGUGGAGAGCUGCAGGGUUCAGUCUGUGGAGAGCUGCAGGGUUCAGUCUGUGGAGAGCUGCGGGGUUCAGGGUCAGUCUGUGGAGAGCUGCAGGGUUCAGUCUGUGGAGAGCUGCAGGGUUCAGUCACAACAGUACAUUGUCUAUUCUUCUGUUUAAAAUGGUUUUCGUAUUUUAAUUUUUUAGGUGAACCAGAGCUUGGUCCGAGUGUGGAUCUUCUCAGCAUGUCCCCAAAAGCCUCACUAGGUAAUAUAAAGAUUUACUUUUUGAUGUUUAAAAAAAAAAAAAAGCAGAGUAAAAUAUUUUUGCAAAUCACUUAAAACCCCUUUCUGCAGCAACCCGCUGGUUCGUCAAUCUGUACAAUUUGAGAGAGCCUUUUAUUCCUAUGUAAUUUCAUUUUUUUGUUCAUCCCACGCUAGUUGGUGUGGAAUGCUUCGGCCAUUGAAACUUAUUCACAAAAUUUUAAAGAACUUGCCAUUUAAAAAAAAUUUGAUCUAACAUUUAUUAUUGGCAUUCAUAAAGUGCCGAGAUACUUCGCAGUGCAAUAUAAACAGACCAAUACAAACAUAAGAGGACCCUGUCUGUAAGCAGAAAUGUAGCUGUUAAAGUACUGUUUAUAACGUGCCCUAGUUAGGUAGCCCAUGAGCUUACAAUCUAAAUUAAAAUGAGGUAGAGACAAGGUAGCAGGAGGAAUCUGAUGGUGAUUGCCAGAGUGAAUUAAAGAAUAUUUGCAGCCACUGGUAAGUUGUUAAAUGAGAUGAGCAGGUAGGUGAUCUUGAGCAGCAGCUGGAGACCUAUAAAAUAAGAAGGAAACUGUGUCCGUAGUGCUGGAUGAUAAUGGAGUUGAUGUUUUUCUCUGUUGUAUUCUGUUCUCCACAAUUCCUAGUUUAGUGAAUAAUAUCUAUAAUAUACGUGUCUGAGAAGGGAUCCCGUAUAGCUUGACAUUAAGUACUGUUCAGGAACAUGGCACAAUGUAUCCCAGGUUUGUUACUAGUAUCUGCGCUAAGGUCCACGACCAGAUCCACAAUGCAUAGAAUGGGUUCUCUUGUAUUGAAGGUAAACCUUGUUUCCCUGCAGAUAGACCCAGACAGGGUGGUCCCUAUUCCUAGAAGAUUUUCAUUCAGAAUGUCUGUAGCUCGCGUUGUUCCUUGGUAUUGUGAUAAAGUUCUAAUAUUCCAUAUUCAGAGAUGUUUGUUCUUUUUCAUAUUUCAGCCGAUGCAGGAAGCGCACCUUGCAAAGGUGAAAAUUACCGAUACUUGCCUGCAAAUUGCUUUAAUCUUUUCCUUCUUACAGCCUCCCAGCGCCUUGAUCGAUGCCUGCUGUGUGAUGCAGACAGCUGAGUCUCUGUGCUCUCUUUACUGCGCCCGCUCUGUGUGCAGACUGGUGACUGUGAUUGUUACUAUAGAGUGAAAUAGGGGUUUGGGAAACUCACACAGUGAUGCUGAAAUUACCUCAAUUUAUAUACAGUACAAAAAAACAUACGGUUUCAGAUCUUUGCAAGAUAUUUAAAGGAACCCAUCAAGCACCAUAACUGCUACAGUGCUCAUUGGUAGCUAUAGUGCUCUAGCACCCCCCCUUUGUAAGUAGUCAGUUUGUUAGUCUGCCUGCGCAGCUCCCCACCUCCACUUCAGUCCUCAAAGAAGCAAUGAUUCUUAUUUAGAAGAUUCCUUUCGCUCUCCUGUGCCAAGUCCCCCAGCACACAGCUGACAGCAUCACGUGAUCUAAUCAUUGCACUCUGUGCUUAGCCCAGGCAGCUUCUGGCUCUCUAAAGGCUGUAGUGGAGUCGGGCAACGACUCCCAGCAGACACCAGGUAAGAAGUCUAACCAUUCUAAAAUGUUUCGACUACUCGCAUUGUGGGGUGCCUGGGUAGUCCUGACACCAUAACCACCGCAGGGUCCAGUCAUGGUGCUCAGAGACUUCCUUUAGCAUUAUUCACUAAACUCCAAAUUGUAGCAUUUUAAAGUCUAAAUGGCAAUACUGAGAUGAAAGCCGGUAAUCUGGCAAUUUUUCCAAAUCUUUGAAAUACUUAGCUUUUUGGAUUUUAAUUUUCUACAGUUUGUACGUUGCUAAAGAAUCCUGUGUGUGACCAACACCCCCCUAUAUUUUAUUUUCUAUCCCCCCUAAUUUAGAGUAAAUAAUGUUUUUGGGGCGUGGUUGCUUCCAGUUCAUGGCACAAUGAUCAGUUACUAGUCUGUGGAGCAGAGUGGCAUAUCUGUGUCUUGCUGUGUGGUACAGAGUGGUGGCACAGCGGUAUGCCCCCGCUGGGUGCAGCAGAGUGGCGUCUCUAUUGGCCUUCGCUCUGUGGCACAGAAUAACCGCUCAAUGAUCGGUGCCUGCUUUUUGCACUCAAUAUAUUUCUUAUGUUCUGUUCCUCACUUUUCCGCAGCAUGAAAAUUUUCAUUUAAAUUAAGAUGCUGUAUGUUUGCUGUCCCCACUCCCCACCACAUCAGACUCCAUCCUCACAUUAUGUUCAUAAAAAUCCAAAAUUCAGAGAUUUACUUUUAAUAUUGUGUAACAUAGGUCACGUGCUACUUUGUAACAUUGGGAUAUCCAUAGUCCUCUAUUGUCUGUAAGGGUCCAUGCCCCCUCUAACCCUCUGAUCCGUGCAGUAAGAUAGACCGGCUGCUGUCUGUAGAAUAAUCUGGGAACACAGCGGCUCACACUGGAGGGAGGACAAUUAAUCAAAACCCCCAAUAUAUUCACGAACUGGAUAUGGACAUUUCAACUCUUCAAAGUAGCAUAUAUAAAUAUAGAUAUUUUUGAGAUUUACAUCAGGUUUAUUUCAUUAUCCAUGCCAGAAAAAUAAUUUGCCAUUUAUUUUUGAGAAAAACCCUUUGCUUUUUCCUUUUACACCUGAGCUGUCAUUAAAAAUGGAGGGUUGGUAUAUUAAAUCCUUCACAAUCUUGUCACACAUUUAAAUAUAUUUUUGUGAAUUGCCGAAAUACCUGUGACUUGCAUAGACGCCUAAUUCUGCCUGUAGCCCCUCAUUACGCAUGGUCCUUGUCUCCGUGAGGUUCUAGACCCCAAAUCUUUUAAGUAUAUGGAUGUCCUUUUUGGUGAGUGUGACAAUUGAUUCUUGGCUCCCAGUAAAGGUUAUUGUAGAUUUGUGUUGGAUUUGUCAAAAGAAGUGGUUGUGAGAUUGGUUUAAAACAUACAGUUAAUGUCUGCUGUUCAGUGCCUUGGCUUGAAUAAUAAUAGAACCAAAAUGGUUGCUUUUACCGUGAAUUCUACAUCAAUGUCAAGUCUCUGUCAUUGAUGCAUAUGGAUCUUGAUGCUAGACGUUACCCCACGUGUGUUUACUCUGAAUAACCUGUGUUUAUUCAUUACAGAAACUGGAUCCAUUAUUAAAAAGAAACCCACCUCGACAAGGAAAGGGGUAAGUACUUUAUUUUAUUUUUUCUUUCAAAAUAUUUUUAUUCAAGAUGGGAUUAUAGACCAAAAAGUAUCAAGAUGAAUACAGUGGUAGAGUUUAUAUACAAUGUAUAGAGCAAGGCCACAUAGUAACACCUGUUGUUUUACUUUCUAAUUGUCCUCAUUUGAAGUGGUGAUGGUGCCUGGAGUCUGUGCAUUGCUUCAUGAUGGCGUGCAGCACAUACAGAGUUUAACCCCUUCGCUGCUGGAGGUGUAACUCCAUUGCUGGCAGAAUCAUUGGGGAUGCCCAAAACAAGAUAUUCUUCAAAAUAGUGGUUUGGCCAGCCAAUAGAGGUACGCCCUCUGUGUGGCCUCCUCCCCCUACAUCUCUCACCCUCAAACUUUUUGAGGGGGAAAGGGGUACCCAUGCUUUCUUAAAACACUUUUUUUUUUUCAAGUAACCUUUUAACCCCUUAAGGACCAAACUUCUGGAAUAAAAGGGAAUCAUGACAUGUCACACAUGUCAUGUGUCCUUAAGGGGUUAAAGGGAAGAUGUGCCCCAAAACCAAAUGUUAAAGGGACACUAGUCACCCAGACCACUUAUAUUAAUGUAGUGCUCUGGGCGCAGUUGUCCUAUCCUUUUUCUUUUUUUUUUUUUUUUCUUUUUCUUUUUUUACUAUGCAAUGUUUUACUUUGUUUAAACCUUUUUUUAAAUUUUUAUAGCAAGAGGAGAAUGGGGGAGGGCUAUAUAGAUCUAGGAACAGGGACACUAUAGUGUUACCUAUACAAACCUGUAAUGCUAUAGUGUCCUUUAAAUAAGUUGCAAAACUCCAAUGAUGCUCUGCCAGUUUUAGGCUGCUGCUGGACACCCAGGCUGAGCGAUAUAUAUAUCUAUCUCUUUAACCCACCGUUUGGGGGAUUUUGUUUUAUUUUUUUUGUUUAUUUUACUUCAGCUUGGAGGCAAAAAAACUGGCCUCGGCGCUCAGAAAGUGAGCAGCAAAAGCUUCAAUGAGAUUGAGAAACACGCCCAGGCUGCAGAAAAACUGAAGGAAAAAGAUGUGGCCGUCUCCACUCCAAAGCCAGAAGAAGAUAUGUAAGUUUACCAGUCAUUUUCUCCCUGCUAAAACGUAAAUUGUUAUAGAAGAUCAUGUUCCAUUCUAUUUUCCUAAUACCACAACUGUGAAUUUAUAAUGGCCAUAUAGUCUCCUUCUAAGACAGCAUAUCGCUAAUAAAAUAAACGCAGUCUAAGUACCAAUGUGAGCACUCCCCCUGCGUAAGCUGAAUUGACCUGAAUUAAGGGACUACUGGGCAAGGUUUUUUGAGAGUAAUCAACAUUUAGUGCUUCUUGUGUUAACCAGGAAUCGGUUUUAAUUCUGUAUAAAUGUUACAUUCUGCGAGUUGCAGUAGGAGGUGUCUGCAAUAUCUGUAGGCAACCAAAUCUUAAGAUUUACAAAGUUUGAUAACACAUUUGCGUCCGUAAACUGUAACUGAAAAAUAAAACCUAUUCUCCCAGAUAUUUAACUCCCUCAUAUUCAUGGUUUUAGGGUCGGUUCUUUACGUCUGGCGUACAAAGAACUGGAAAUCCAGAAACACAAAGACGACGAGAAACUCAAAAAUAUGCCUGCCAAGAAAAAGGCUGAUGCAGAGCGGCUUGGCAUGGGGUUUGGCAAUCGAAGGUACUGUAAGCUCCUAUUCUGUUCACAUUAAUGAAUUUUAAAUGUCUGUAUAUGCAUUGUACAGUGCUGUGUAAUAUGUUGGCACUGCAAUUAUUGAUCCUGCCACUGGAGGGUGCUCGAGCACACUCAGUGCGUGAAAACCUACAAAUGGACACAUGGCUUUACAUCAACUGUCAGUAGUUUAUUUUGUACUGAAAAUACCCAACACUUCAAUUUACUUUUGCAACUCCCACUCCCCAUUUCAAAUACCUAUUUGCUGAGAGUGAUGUGUGUACACAUCCAUAUAGUAAAUAUAUUUAAAUUAGAAAUGCUAAAAUGCAACAAGAGACCCUUUAUUUCAACCAAAAAUAACCACAACCCGGAUAGUCAAUCACUGCCGCAAACCACAGGAGAAAAUGUUUAAAUCGAAUUAUUCAGAUUUAACUUUACUGUCACUGUGCCAUGUACAUACAAGGCAAUGAAACAGUUUGUCCAUGAACUGCAGCAGCAAUUUAUAAAAAAAACAAUUUAAAAAAUGUGCAUCCAAUGUAAGCUCUUGCAAUCCUUCAUUAAUCCCAAUUUCCAGCCUAAAAAUACAUUGUUGUUGUACAGUAGGGCCGUCAUCUAGAGAUUGAACAUUCCUAUCCCAUAAGACUUCUGUAUCUGUGUUAUAAGUGUGCCAACUUCCAUACAGUUAUUUCCUAGUGCAGACCAGGGUUCCACCAUAGCUAAUGUUUGCACCAAUAUAGACACUAAGCGUAUCCCACUCUCGACCUUCAUAUACAGAGCUGCUAACGGCACGGUGAGACGGUGGAGAAUUAUGACGAAAUGGGUCUUCCCACAAUAGCCUCAGUUUUUCAUUUAUUUGAAUCAGAAAUGAUUCUGAAAGAUUAGAAAAUUUUUCAAAUUAUUUGUCAACAGAAGUCACUGUUAAACUCUACUAGAAUUUUUGUAAAUAAAUCUUCAGAAACGUUCUUAUAACCAAUUCUGAUCAUAUUAAAGUUUUAUUAAAUUGAGGUCAGUGUCGGCAUCAGUAUGUUUAUUUGGCCAGUUUUUAAUUCUAGGUUUGUGUUUUGGUUUUCUGGCAUAUUUACAACCCUCCUUCUCUUCCCCAAUGAUGAAAUGGAGGGCCAUUAAAGACAAGUAUUUAUUCCUAAGAAUUUAUUUUUGCAUUAUUUUUUUUUUAAAACUAAUUUUUUGUUUUUUUCUUUCACAGUGGGAUAUCACAUUCUGUACUUUCUGAGAUGAAAACAAUUGAACAAGAAGCUCCGAAAAAUGCAAAACCUAAGAAACCAUAUCCAGAAGAAGAACCUGAUGAUUUCUUUUUCAAGUCCUCCCGCUCACGGUAAGAAAAUAACAUCAGCCUUUUAAAUCAACCCAGCAGUCAGUUUAUUGGACGUACAACAGUAAUGAUCAACGUAUUGAUCUGUUUUCCCUACCAUGAUAAUGUGAAUUUAAACCUGACUGACUGGAAUGCCAUAGUGCAGCGUAAAAACCAGUGUGGGAUGUGCAGGCAGUAAAAGCUUGGUUACCGGUAACAAUGAAUGAAUCCUGGCAGAUAUCUAUAGAUCCAACGCCUGACAAACACACAGCAUGGAUCUGAAUGUCAGUGAAAGCUUCAUGGCACAUCCACGGUUAAAAUAUAGUGGGGUUCUGUUGGGUCGCUACAACUUCUACAGGCUCCUGGCCUCUCUUCGCAAGUCGCCUCCCUCAAGAACAGAUUACUUGGGAUGUGGGUAAUAGCGAACUAUUUGCGCACACACAAGGGUCUCCAACUACCUUUCAAGGUUUUCCACAGAAUGUAUUUUAUUCCAGGGUUUUAGAUCUAGCCGUUACACCCUGGCGGUCUCCAUUGCCUAUAGUCACAUGUUUUGCAGUUCUGUUGUGUUUUAUUUUUUUACUUUUUUUUUUUUUUUUACUGUUUAUUUGGAAUAAAUUUUUUAGUAUUUUCAGGUCAGAAAUUUCCCCAAUCUGAGCCCUCUCUAGUCGUGGGUAUUUUAUCGAGCCACCCCCACAGUACCCAGGGGUUACUGUGCCUAUAUUCUACCUGGCCCCAAUGGCAUGUAACCACCUGACCCACCACCUGCUAAAGGCAGUGCAUUUUACAUACGUUUUAUUAAGUGUUCUUGCAUAGCAAGACCACUUAAUGUUAUCUCACAUAUAUAUUAUUUUUAUUCUUAUUAUAGCCAAAUUUGCCACCCUAACUCCUCCCACAGUUUUUAUACUACAUAGACAAAAAUUUACCAAAACGUGCAGAAGUUCCCGAUCGGAUUGCUAUUACUUUGUGGAACGUUUCGCCGAUUGGUUCACGGAAUAUCGUCGUUCUUGUGGCGAAAUUUGUCCCAUAGGAAUGAAUGGCAAAGCUAGAGUGGGAGCUGGCAAAAGCUGAAAAAUCAGGACAUGAUUUCUAAACUGCCACCACUCCCUUAUUUUCAGGCCCACCUACACAAAUCUUAUAUCAAAACAUUCAGCUAUCCCUGGUGCCACUAAACAUGUCAACGGCUAAGCCAUAGUCCUGAUAGUUUUCACAAUAUAAUCAUUUGUUUGCAACUAACGCCGUCCAUUGACAUUCAUUGAAACUUCACUCUACAAAGCUCAAAUUUGAAGUGCAAUUUCUAAACUGCGACUGUGCCAUCAUUUUUAAUACUUCAGAGACAUACUAUGCAUCAAAAUGUAGGUCUGGGUCUUGUGAUUCACAAUAUAAAGCUCUUCGCUGUAGGAUUUAUAGUUUUUAAAAUACGACCGUUUGAAGAUGGCAACCGCCAAAAUACUCUGACCUGUGCCAGGCUGCAGCAGCAAGUGAUGUCAUAGACAGGGCCUUUUGAACACCUGCUAAUAUUUUUAUAAAUGGUUUAAUGUAACUGUGCAAUAACGUUGCAAUUAAAUGUGCUAUAUAAAUGAUAAGUUACUCAGCCCACUCCAGUUGUAGACUACUGGUGGAGGCAAGAACACUUCACACAAUUUCCCCAGAAAUUGUAGCUUUUUUAGUUCUUUGUUAUUGCAUUACGGCCUUUACUGCAACUCUGCCCUGCUCAUUUUAAAAACAUUUUUUGGAUUUCUUAAAUUACAAGAUCAAUAUUGCUAUGUUUUAGAUGUUGGGUGACUUAGUUUAUCCCUGUAAAACUGCAAGAAUUGUAACCCUAGGUUUAUGAUGGGGCGGUAUCCAACUGGCAGUUUUCUAUGUAUUCUAAGAGACCUUGUUAUGAGACAUUGCACCCCGGUGAGGGCAGUUGGGAUUUCAUAGUUUUAGUUUCUGUGUGAGUGGGUCUGUAAUGGCUGGUUUGGCUCAUUUUAUAUUGUUGUUUAUAUUGAAUAAAGGAGCGUGACUUUUAAAAUAUCACACUUCACUUUUAUCCAAAACUCUGUAAGGUUUGUACUCCUGCUGAGUCACAUCUUUUUAUUUAAUUUGCCAGUUUCUCCAUUCAAAUACGUCACAUCUAACAUUGUAAUAUUGCUGAAGUUCACAGCACACUCGAAUACAUUGAUCGCGUGAUAUAAUUAUUUUAGUGAAAUAUCUCCAUGUCAAAAGGCAAAUAUAUCUCCUGUAUACACGAUAGCUCUGAAAUGACGGUUUUUAUUUUGCGUUUCUACAAUGCACCCUUAAUGUCAUCCAAACUAUGUAACUGAGCACGAUCUGUAUUGUCAUGCUGUCCCAGAGACCUUUGUGUUGCCGGGGGAGCUGUCUAUGGGCCACUGAUUCACACAGCUGUGGCAGCAGGUAGUUCUAGUAAUCUCUAUUUUUGGGUUUGUUAGUGUUUUUAAUUGCUUUGUGGGGAUAUUUAUGGGAUGAUAAUUUUAAGCAGUCGAGAAUUGCCCACUAUUUCAAUUCUCUUAGAUCUUAGAUCCAUACAAUUAAAUCACAAUUUGUUAUAAAAAUAGAUUUAUUUUUAUUGUAACAAAUUAAUUAACAAUAUUAUUAGGCAACAUGCAUGAUAAUAAUCAGUAAAUAUUUACUUACACGAUUUUUGAGGGUAUCCUUACAGACAAAAAGUGAAGCUUUUCACAGCGAAGGGCCAUAAAACCUUGGCUAACAGUUAGAACAACUGAGUAACCCUUUCAAUGCUGGCUAGAUCCUCCUAGGCAUAUAGUAUCCUAUUCUCCUGUGAUUUUCAAUUGAAAUAACAUUCAAACCAGCUCAUUAGUCAUUUCCUGGAACCAUCCAAUAAGAAUAAUCUACCAGAUUUUUACAAAAGCCGAAUUUAAUUUGUCUAAAAAAGAUAUCUUAUCUUAUUUUAGAGCAAAUCAAUACACCUGGAUAAAAACAACGGUAUGCUAACAUGUGAUAAUAUCACAUCAAUAUAUAAUUCUUAAUUUCACCUGCAGAAUGGAAUGUUUAUAACUAUGUAUUCUUUAGUUAACUAAGAUUUCUUAAUAUGGAAAUCUGACCGUGAUUUAUCCAGUCAUAUAUCAUGCUAUUAGUAAAUUUUAAUUAAUUUAAAUUAAUUAAAUAAAACCAGCAUAGUUACCAGUUAUGUAGAUAUUCUCAUCAGAUGAAUAGGUAGUCCCAGAAACUUGAUAGGUUUUAUGGAAGUUCAUGAGUAAUAGUGAAAAGUAGUGUUGGUUAGAAAGUGUCAAAGAGUUUAAGAGUUUAUGUCCAAGAGAGUUUGAGUAGAGUGUUAGUCCCAGAUAUUGUCCUGGAUUUCUCUGCAUGUAUGACUUGGAUGCCCAAACUUCAAUUAAUCUCUCUGUCUCCAACUACAACCUGUCUUCCCUUUGUCCUAACUUGUAAAGGGCCAGACUCUCUGUAUGUCUGUUGAUAUAAAUAUUCUGACAGCUUGCAUAAGUUUAACUCUUUCUCCUAGAUAUCGUGAUGAGACUCCGGAACCUGUUAGCAGUUCUUUCCAGAACUGGGAAGAUAACUCAGAUGAUUUCUGGAGGAAGGAAAGUGGGAUCACGGAUAUCUCCAUGUCUCUCGGGCACAAAACCUCCAGUUAUGACGAAAGGUAGAGUUUUCAAUCACCAGUAAUUCUCAUUUUCACCAUCUCUAUCUCGGGGUGUGCAAUCUCCUGCUUCCAACAAUGGAUCUUAAUGAGAGAAAGUAAAAAUCCUGAAUACGAUAUAUUCUUAGUGGAAAGUGAUGGGGAGAAAAUUAAUGGGGGAAAUGCCUGAUGGAGAGAGGAACUGUUGGCAAUGUAAAAAAAAAAGUAGGAAACGUGUGAGUUUGCAAAGCCCUAUGCUUCCCAGCUCCGGUCCAGAGGAAUGUAUGGUGAAUAUCUGCUGUGCCGCCACGCAGGUUACAAUAUAGAGAACGGGGAGCGAACCAGGCUGGAGACCAUGUCGCUAACGGUGCUAAUGGUUUUCUUUCAGACCCACAACCCGGCGAAAACCUGACCUGGAGCCAGCUUCCUCCACCGAUGAAGCCCAGAAGAAGUUUGGCAGUGCAAAGUCCAUUUCCUCAGACAUGUAUUUUGGAAAGCAAGACCACACUGAGGUGAGGAUGUUUUUUAUUUUAUUUUAUUUAUUUUUUUUAUUGGUCUUUUUAAUAGUAACACUUCACUGUGCACCUGGUAACGGCUCCAAUUACACCGUCGAGGAAUUCAUUGACGUUUGAGCUCAUGAAGAAUCAUGGGAAAUCUACUUUACAACAUUCAUACCGAAUUCCAAUGUGGACCUUCACAUGUAUUUUAACAGGAAAUAUUCCAUGUUUUCACUCUGUGGGCGGAUUCUGCCGGGUACAAUGUUUCAGCUUUAGAUAAAUGUGCAUUUAUAGAGAGAACAUUUAAAAGAUUUUCUUAAGUGUUGGUCAACAGCUUCACUAUUUCUUGGCAUGUGUAGGCACAAUCCGUUAGCAUGCAUACCUUGUGUUUGGGGCAUUUUCAUUUUUAGUUUCUCCUUUCAGCAAUGUGAGCAUAAGGUUAGUGACUGAUUUAACGGUGUCAUGGCAGGCACACAAUAGAAGUUAGACUCUUUACAACAAACCUUUUCUUUUCAGCUAUUUUUCUUCACUGAUCUGAUAUAUAUAUAUAUAUAUAUAUUUUUUUAUUUUUUUAUUUUUUUUUAUUAGUAUGAAACUAGAUCAAGACUGGAUAGGAUGUCUGGAAACUCAUCCAUAAGCUCAGCUGACCUGUUUGAUGAACAAAAGCAACAGUCGGCAGGUAACUUAACCACAUUAUACAGUGACACAAUUAAAUUAAAAGAACUCCUAUGUAUUUCUCAUUCAAAUUCUUUUCAUUUCUUUACGGUAGAACCCACAUAGUAUUAAAAUAUUAUGUAUCCAGUGGUUCCUUACCAGUACAUUGAUUGGUGCAGGUCCCCACACCUCCUAUAACACACACUACCUGAGCAGCACACUCACUGCAGCUCCCCACACCUUCUAUAACCCACACUACCUGAGCAGCACGCUCACUGCAGCUCCCUAUACCUCCUAUAACACACACUACCUGAGCAGCACGCUCACUGCAGCUCCCCACACCUCCUAUAACUCUCACUACCUUAGCAGCAUGCUCACUGCAGCUCCCCACACCUCCUAUAACACACACUACCUGAGCAGCACACUCACCCCAGCUCCCCACACCUCCUAUAACACUACCUGAGCAGCACGCUCACUGCAGCUCCUCACACCUCCUAUAACACACACUACCUGAGCAGCACACUCAUCCCAGCUCCCCACACCUCCUAUAACACACACUGCCUGAGCAGCGCUCUCACUGCAGCUCCCCACACCUCCUAUAACUCACACUACCUUAGCAGCAUGCUCACUGCAGCUCCCCACACCGCCUAUAACACACACUACCUGAGCAGCACGCUCACUGCAGCUCCCCACACCGCCUAUAACACACACUACCUGAGCAGCACACUCACCCCAGCUCCUUACACUACCUUAGCAGCAUGCUCACUGCAGCUCCCCACACCGCCUAUAACACACACUACCUUAGCAGCACGCUCACUGCAGCUCCCCACACCGCCUAUAACACACACUACCUGAGCAGCACGCUCACUGCAACUCCCCACACUACCUGAGCAGCACACUCACCCUAGCUCCCCACACCUAUAAUUCACACUACCUGAGCAACACGCACACUGCAGCUUCCCACAACUCCUAUAACACACACUACCUGAGCAACACUCACCCCAGCUCCCCACACUACCUGAACAGCACACUCACUGCAGAUCCCCACACCUCCUAUAACACACACUACCUGAGCAGCACACUCACUGCAGAUCCCCACACCUCCUAUAACCCACACUACCUGAGCAGCACACUCACUGCAGAUCCCCACACCUCCUAUAACCCACACUACCUGAGCAGCACACUCACUGCAGCUCCCCACACCUCCUAUAACACACACUACCUGAGCAGCACACUCACUGCAGCUCCCCACACCUCCUAUAACACACACUACCUGAGCAGCACACUCACUGCAGCUCCCCACACCUCCUAUAACCCACACUACCUGAGCAACACACUCACUGCAGCUCCCCGCAACUCCUAUAACACACACUACCUGAGCAGCACGCUCACUGCAGCUCCUCACACCUCCUAUAACACACACUACCUGAGCAGCUCCCCGCAACUCCUAUAACCCACACUACCUGAGCAGCACGCUCACUGCAGCUCCUCACACCUCCUAUAACACACACUACCUGAGCAGCACGCUCACUGCAGCUCCUCACACCUCCUAUAACACACACUACCUGAACAACACACUCACUGCAGCUCCCCACACCACCUAUAACCCACACUACCUCAGCAGCACACUCACUGCAGCUCCCCACACCACCUAUAACCCAUACUACCUGAGCAGCACACUCACUGCAGCUCCCCCACCACCUAUAACCCAUACUACCUGAGCAGGAAUUUUACGGAGAGGUUUGUUUUGUUUUUUUUCCUCUUUUUGAAGGAGCCUGACUUUGGGGUAAUGUAGUUGAAAUAUGUUUUAUCUUUUUUUUUUUUCUUUUUUAAGGAAAUUAUACAUUAACAAAUGUUUUGCCGUCAACACCAGACAUGGCAAACUUUAAGCAAGGUGUGAAGUCUGUAGCUGGCCGCCUCUCUGUUCUUGCCAAUGGCGUGAUGACUUCCAUUCAGGUUAGCGGUCUAUUCAUUUCUAGAUCUUCCAUUUAGAGGAACAAAAGAUAACGCAGCCCUUUUAUCUACGUGCAUUCACUUCUUUUUAUUACAUGACAGACUUGCCUUUAUGUUCAUAAAAUGUGUUCUCUCCUUGCAAAUGUUAACUUUAUAGAGUGUGACAAGGUUAAUCCGUACGAUCUUAACUAGCACUUUUUGUGUUUCAGGACCGAUAUGGAUCUUAAAUAGUGAGCCUCAAACAUGCAUAGCUUGGAAACAUCAAAGGAUGAAGAAUCCACCAAUGUUUUGAUGUUUUUAUUUUGAUAAAGGAUGUUUUUUUUUGUUUUUUUUUCUUCCUCUCUUUAAAUGUUACUUGAAACUUUGCAUUAAGGGUUCAUAUCUUGUGAGUUGGAGGACACUCACCUCUCGAUAAGCUCCUUUUAGUAUCCGAUGGCUUAUGUUGUAAUUCAGUUCUAAACUCCAUUUAUCACAUGACUGAUUAAAUAUUACCUAGUGUAAUGGAUUUGGUAUUUUUUAAACCCCCCCGCCCUCCCCCUUUCGGUGCUGUUAUCUCUCCACUGAACACACGGAAAUCCUGGCACACCUUCUCUCUUUGCUGCAAAGUCCUUUUUUUUUUUUGGCUAUUAGUCUUGUCAAUUUACAUACAGCUAGAGGGGUGUGGGCAGGUAUUAAAUAAUGCGGCCUACGUAAUUAAUUGCUUUAUUCUCUGAUGGCAAUGGAAAGCGGACCCUUCAAAAUUUCAUUCCAGGACAAUUCACAUAUAAAGAGCCAUUCAUCUUUAACAGUUUUCGAAUUUUAGAUAAACCUUCCUUAAAACCAGGAAGGGCAGAUGUAAAUAUUUUUUUCCUUUUUGUUUAUAUAUAACUUUAACAUUAUCCCCAAUAAUGACACUAAAUAAAAGGAUCCAUUUAAUUUAUGUUUUGCUUAGAUUAUUGUUGGUCAUUAGAGAG